This is a messenger RNA of Phycomyces blakesleeanus NRRL 1555(-), 369 nucleotides long. RefSeq lists its product as hypothetical. NCBI's taxonomy places the organism in Eukaryota, Fungi, Mucoromycota, Mucoromycetes, Mucorales, Phycomycetaceae. Bases 1 to 369 code for a protein of 122 amino acids. The record is from RefSeq and is a predicted model, not a curated record. The transcript is spliced from 3 exons.
AUGACACAUCAUGACAAAUCACCAGACAAAUCAAAUGAGCACACUGACCCUCUGUAUAUCGUCCGCAUUGGUCUAGUGGUUAUGAUCCGUCGCUUUCACCGUCGUGACCGGGGUUCGAUUCCCCGAUGCGGAAUUGUUUUGCCGAAUACUCAUAAUCUAUUGUCGUUCCCGAUCUGGGUUGGUCUACCUUUGAUGAAUUUUGGUGAAAGACACCAAGAAAAUUUUGACAAAAAGACACUUAGCCAGUUCGAGAUUGAAGAACGAGUCCAGGACUUGUUACCCAAAGAACUAGUAAACUACUACAAGAAGAACCGGCGUGUACCACAUAUACCUGACACAGGAGAAAUGACCCUGAAUACCCUUGUGUGA